Messenger RNA from Loxodonta africana (African savanna elephant), 5560 nucleotides. RefSeq names its product exonuclease 3'-5' domain containing 1 (gene EXD1). Gene Ontology annotation, molecular function: nucleic acid binding; 3'-5' exonuclease activity. Lineage: Eukaryota; Metazoa; Chordata; Mammalia; Proboscidea; Elephantidae. The transcript has 11 exons. Gene Ontology annotation, biological process: piRNA processing. Gene Ontology annotation, cellular component: PET complex. The record is from RefSeq and is a predicted model, not a curated record. Bases 3177 to 4871 code for a protein of 564 amino acids.
GGCGGUCCCGGGGACCAGCCAAUCAAGAACGAGGCUACGCCCUGCGCAGCAGCCGACGUCGGCGGUUCCAGCCCCAGCCCCCGAAUAAAUCAACCCGGCGCCAGGCCGAGUUGCACUGAGAGUUGACCCCGCCCCCGGAACCGCGGCUGCCGCCGGCCUUAAAGGGGCAACGGCAUGCCGGCGCCAGCGACUGCAAUUAAAAGGGCAACGCCAUCGACUCGCUGUCUUACAACAUACUAACUUGCGGUAGACAGCGUAUAGCCUAACCCGUUUCUCACAGGACUCUCAGCCUACAAGGUGGCAUGGAUUGAGGAGAGAAACAGUAAAAAUAGAUAGGUAGAUAAAACGUCGCAGGGGGAGAAGCCUAGAGUGUGUCCCCUGGGAAUUGCAUGCUGGGAAUGGCACUUUUUUUCUGCGCAGCCCUCUCUCCUCCCGACCACAGGGGGCGCUAGACAACCGGCUUCGGGACGGCGCGCCCAUUGGCUCCCUGACUAGACGCCGGGGAGGGGAGAGGGCGGAGUUUGAGGGGAAGCGUCCGCUUUGCGGUUUGGGGCGGAGCGCUGCGUACUUCUCUCCGAUUUGCUUUCAGGACUAUGAUUUGAUAACCACCACCGGGUGGCUUGGAGGUCCCCGAGAUUUCUUCCUCAACAGCAGUCCCUCAUUUUUUAGUUCUAGACUGAAGUUCGAAGAACUCAUCGUUUGGCUGAAAUUAGCAUCACAUUUCUCAAACUUGCUUGGAAAGGAAACCCUAACGGCGGAAGAGAGUUAAUUGUAUGGCCCGCCAUUUAUUUGGAGUUUCUUAUUUUGUCUUAAAAAUGAGGAAUUUUGCAGUUUAUUUUGUGGCACAUUCUUAUUUGUUUUAAUUGAGAACGUUUAAAAUUACCGGUUAUACCUUCUCAGGUGAACCAGCUCUUUUCCUGUGGCUUCACCUGACCGCCUGCCACCGCCUCCUCAACCCCCGUAGUGUUCCUUUGGACCAAACCGGUUUGAGAUAUGGAAGAAUCAACUUCUGACCACUGUCACUUAGUACCUAAGUACUGGGGAGCUCAGUAUCUUGGCAGUUUGCUCAAAGUCAAUUUACGUUAUUAGUUUUAAGCUUUUCCUACCGCUUUGACGGCUUAGCCUAAGCCCCCAUGCUUUCCUUGAGGGCCAAAGUUCUAGUCUCACCGAGUUGUCUUCGUGAUUGGUCUGGUCUUGCCUGACCUAGUGAUGUCUGUCUUCAUUAUGUAGAGUGACACUCUGAAUAAGACCUAAGAGAAGCCACAGGGGCUUCUUUUUAUCUUCCGAAAAUGGUUGUGUUAGGAAAACCUUGAUGUCAGCAACAUAAAUAUCUAUUUUCUGAGUUAGCCUUGAAACCAGUCUCUUAAUCCUAACCUUACUGUUCCCUUCGUUGUUUUCAGUCUUAACCAUUUGCAUCUGUCUUUGGUCAAAGCGUUCUUCGCCUUGUGGGGUUUUGCCUCCCCCUACCUCUCCCCCCGCCCACCGCAUUUCUGAUUUAGUUUAACAUUUCUUUUAUUUCUUUAUUUUCCAAGUAUCUCACAAACUUUUUUUCUUAGUUAUCUUUUUUAAAAAUAUAAAAGAUAUGAUUUUUUUUUUCCUAUUAAGGGCUGGUUUUUCCAGUUUUUUUGUUUCUGUAAAAAUUUCCGCUUUUGUCUUUUGGAUUAACAUGAACAAAGAAACAAUUUUCUCAGACACUCUGCUGACUUGUUUUAUGUUCUCUCUGGGUGCUCUGUUGGUGCAGUGGUUAAGAGCUAUGGCUGGCUGGUGGGCAGUUUGAAUCCAACAGCUGCUCCUUGGAAACCCUAUGGGGCAGUUCCACUCUGUACUAUAAGGUCACUGUGGGUCAGAAUCAACUCAACAGCAAUGGGUUUGGGUUUUUUUGAUUCUGUGUGCAUAACACUUGGUCUUGCACUAGACCACAGGCAUCCUCCACUAGGGGCCUAGUUUUGGUUCAGGUUCCAGUGUCUUCUAGCUGUGUGACUUGGGGCAGGCAUCCUAUCUCUUUCAACCUCAGUUUCCUCUUCUGUACAUUAGGUAAUAGUUGUUGCAAGGAUCUAAUGAAGUAAUAUUUGUGAAAGCACUUGAGAGAUCUUAAAGAUACAGGGUACUUAUCUGGCCAAAUGCCCUAUAACUUCUCACGCUCUUCCUAGCUGAGUUAGAGCUAGUUAUUUCGUUGAUGUUUUAUGCAUAGAGCGAAUUGCAAAGUUCACCUGGUGAAUAUUCCUAGUGUGGUAAAGUAAGCAGCUUCUUAAUUUAAACCACCAUAGAAGAGCUGGAUGUAGAAGAGUUGGGUCCGAAAUGUCAGGACAUCCAAAUAACAGAAUUGUUUUAAAAAAUUCUUUAAAAAAAAAAUCUUUUAAAUUAUGGUAUUAGACUAAAUAAUGUAAGUUUAUCUAUUAAGAAUUAUAGUUCUUUAUAGAAGGUAGAAUAUUUUUACUUUGCACAUCUUAUGCAUUGUCAUUCUUUAUAGUGAACAUGCAUCAUUUUUACAAGGACAGUCAAGUCCAUGGCACGUGGCAGUUUGACUAGUUGGUGAUGCUGCAGCAGCCCAGUGUCUGAGCUGUGGCCAAGGUGGAGUGGAAUGGCUCUUGCAGUGACAUCAUGGCAGUCUGAUUGAUAAUGCAUAAAUGGUGAUAGUAGUUCUCAGUCACUUAUGCUUUGGUUGGUAACAAUGUCAACCUCUGGAAAUGUUAGUCCAGAAAAGGCUAGAUCCAGGAGAGGUUGGAUCCCAGACAUUUCUGGGAAAACAAUUUAUUGCAGCAUGUGUUGGCAAGUAUUUUGCCGAUGUAAAUUUUUUUCAUUUGUUCUUUUUGUUUUUUGCCUGUAGAAAAUAGCCUCUAAGUGUUCUGCUUGUUGCAUUUAGCUAAGGAAGGGAAGGUGAUAUUAUCCCUAUUUUAUAGACAAAGGAGCUUGCCCAAAGCCUUGUAACAUUCAGUUUCCCAUUGUGAAUUAGAAUUGGUACUUGCAAUGAUCCUUUUCUCAUUAUCAUUCUGAAAAGAUUGACAGAACUAAUUGUAUUCAUUUUUGUUCUUGUCUCUCACAGGUAUGAGGAAAGGGAAAACAACCCCACCCCACCCCCAAGAAAAAACCUUUUAAAAAUCUUAGAUCUUUUUUAUUUCCACGUAUUUGGAUAUUUAAAGAAGAUUAUUUGAAGACUGCUUUUGGAAUCAAAUAGCAUGGAUCCCAGCAGUGACUACCAUUUCCUCAAUCAGAUUUUGUGGAGAAGGGUGAAACUCACAUUGGUUUGUGGCGUCUUCGAGGGGGUGCUCCAGCAUGUGGACCCUAACAAGAUUGUUGUCCUGAAGAAAGUGAAGAAUGUGGAAACCGGUCGAAGCGUGCCAGGAGUGAAGAUGUUUUUUGGGCAUGAGAUUGUGAAUGUAGAACUACUGGAUGAAGUGGAACAAGGUGCAGUGAGAGAGGAGACAUCUUCUGUUAGUCAAAAUACAGAAAGAAACAAGAUGGAUAAAAUGAAAGAUGAAUACCUAAGUACAUGUAAGCCUGCUUCUUCUGCCCCUGAGGCACCAGCCACUUCUCUGCUGAAUGACUUUAAGUACAACCCUUCAGAGGAAGAGGACGUAACAUACAGGGUGAUUGAUCAGUUCCAGCAGAAGUUUGGGGCCGCAAUGCUCCAUAUCAAGAAGCAGAGUGUCCUGAGCGUGGCAGCAGAAGGAGCUAAUGUGUGUCGCCAUGGGAAACUAUGUUGGCUUCAGGUGGCCACAAAUAGCCGGGUUUACUUAUUUGACAUUUUCCUUCUGGGAAGUCGUGCUUUCAACAAUGGACUCCAGAUGGUAUUAGAAGACAAGAGAAUUUUGAAGGUUAUCCAUGACUGUCGUUGGCUUUCUGACUGUCUGUCUCACCAGUAUGGAAUUUUGCUGAAUAAUGUCUUUGACACACAGGUAGCAGAUGUCCUUCAAUUUUCUAUGGAAACUGGUGGCUUUCUUCCAAAUUGCAUUAGUACUUUGCAGGAGAGUUUAAUCAGACACCUUAAAGUAGCCCCCAAAUAUGUCUCCUUUCUAGAAGAGAGGCAAAAACUGACCCAGGAAAACCCAGAAGUAUGGUUCACACGACCUCUUUCGCCUACUCUGUUGAAAAUUUUGGCCCUGGAAGCUACCUACCUGCUACCCCUUCGCUUGGUACUCCUAGAUGAAAUGAUGUCUGACCUAACCACCCUGGUGGACGGGUACUUAAAUUCCUAUCGAGAGGGGUCUGCAGUCCGGCUUGGAGGCAUGGAGCCUACCUGUAUGGAGCUGCCAGAGGAGCUGCUUCAACUCAAGGACUUCCAGAAGGAGCGCAGGGAGAGAGCUGCCAAAGACUACAGUGUGAAUGCACGGGGUCUUCUAGUAAGGACAGGGCUACAGCCAAAGAAACCAGUGACAAAGACAGCAGGGAAGGACGAAAAAGUGAGAGGUGUCUUCCACUGCAAAAGUUCUAGGGGAGACAAAGCUCCGGGUUUUACAUCUCACGAAUCUCAUGAGGAUGUGAAUUUAUUGAAAGAAGAAUCUCAGAGGAAACAGACUAAAAUAAAACCUCGACAUCUACCUCCCCUAAAGGAAGCGGAAGCCAGUGAAGGCUCCAGUCAUAAAUUUAAUUGCCCUGGCUCCAAGGGGUCAGAGGACCAAAGAAUAACUCAAAAAGAAUACAUUAUGAUACCCAAACAUGAGCUUCAGGCAAGUUUAUCUUUGAAAGAGGAGAUAGAACAGUUAUUGAUGGUGGAAAACAAGAAAGAUUUAAAAUGUAUGAAACGCGAUGUUUCAUUGUCUCCAAGUGACACCUUGCAUCCUUUAAGAAAAAGUGCGCUUUCACCACUUCCUCCCUGCCCAGCCUUGGAGAAGCCUGACUCCUGGCUAAAUCCCCCUCUAAUUCUGCCUUAGAGAAGCAGUUUGUUCUUCCGGUCACAAAGGGGGCUCAUUUCCCUGCCAUCAGGGCCUUCCUUUGGAGCUUAUAGCUCAGGGCUUAAGUUUCUCCUGUAAACUUAGUUAUGACUUAGUCACAGGCUUCCAGGAAAAGUAUAUCCUCUGGCCUGUGCCUACAUUUCUCUUACUUGGAUCAGGAACGGAAUGAAUAAGUUAAAUAAUGGAAGAAAGUAAAAUUGGGAUGAUGUCACUGUGCAGAAAUGUGUCCAGUGGCCAGACUGAAUUAUUUCUCAUGAUUCAGGUUUAGGGAAGGAUUUGAAGAAGGGGAAAAUCUUGGGUUUAGUGUCAGAAAGAAUCUAUACUUUUUCAAUUUUGUUUUGAGUUAUUUUUUUGAAUUUUAGUUUGGUUUGUGGGUGUUGGUAAAACUCUGCCGUAAGUUUUUAAAAAAUUGGCACCCAACAACUUUACCAUUCCUUUUCUCCUUUUAAAAAUAUUAACUUUACUUCUGAAUUAUUGAAUAAACAUGACUGUCUUAUGUCAUCGAUAAACAGUAAUAUUAUAGGUAUCAAUAACCCAGUUUUAAUUUAUUUUUUCUUCAUUUACUUUCCAAAGAUUUUGUCCAUUUUCCUAACAGAGGCUCUGGGUUUCUUUAUAGUACAUAAGGUCACUAUGAGUUAGAGCUGACUUGACAAAUUAACAAUGACAUU